GGGGGGGGGGGGGAGAGAGAGAGAGAGAGAGAGAGAGAGAGAGAGAGAGAGAGAGAGAGAGAGAGAGAGAGAGAGAGAGAGAGAGAGAGAGAGAGAGAGAGAGAGAGAGAGAGAGAGAGAGAAUGGAACUCCGGAGUCCUUAUAGAGAGACGUGGAGAAGUUAAAUGUGUAGUCAGAGUGAGAGAGAGAGAGAUCAGUGGAGGUGUGUGCAAUCGGAACACACACACACACACACACACACACACACAUUACAGCAGUGUUUAAGGAUUCAGCAGUGUGGGACUGAACAGAAACACAGGAUUCCAGCUGAGAGAUACAGAGAUGCAGACGUUUGUGAAAGGGAAGCGAGUGGGCUACUGGCUCAGCGAGAAGAAGAUCAAGAAGUUGAACUUCCAGUUUUUCAUCGACAUGUGCAGCUGGAUCUCAGCAGGCCGUUGGAGGAUCAGGGCCCUCUGGACGCCAUCAUCCACAAACUGACGGACCACAUCGUGGAAGCCGAUCAGAACGUCAGCGAGGCUCAGAGACUGGUCCAGAGUGUGCAGGAGUACAUCGACGCUCACCCAGGGACCGUGAUCCUGGAUCCUCUUCCUGGUAUCCGCACGCUGCUCGACCGCUUCAAGUCCUACACGCUGAUCCACAAAAUGGAGGAGUGCAUGAAGGAUGAGAGGAUCUGCUCUCCUCCGUUCCUGGUGCUCAGCAGUGGGUGUGGCCCUGACAUGCUAGAGCAGCUGCGUAAGAGAGACAUCACCUUCCCCUUCAUGUGUAAGACUCAGGUAGCGCAUGGUGUGAACUCUCAUGAGAUGGCCAUCAUCUUCAGUGAGGAAGACCUGAAGGAUAUCACACCCCCCUGUGUGGUACAGAGCUUCAUCAACCACAACGCCAUGCUCUACAAGGUGUUCGUUGUGGGUGAGGCGUACAGCGUGGUGGAGAGACCCUCCAUUAGGAACUUCCCCUCUGGACCUACAGACAGAAGAGCGAUAUCCUUUAACAGUCAUCACGUGUCCAAGCCCGAGUCAUCAUCAGACCUCACCUCUCGGGAGAACCUGGAGGGUCAGUGCAGGACGCCUAGUGAUGAUGUCAUCCAGAAGAUUUCCAGAUGUUUGAGACAGACUCUUGGUGUGUCGCUGUUUGGGAUUGACAUCAUCAUCAACAACCAGACAGGACAGCACGCCGUCAUCGACAUCAACGCCUUUCCAGGUUAUGAAGGAGUCCCGACGUUCUUCGAUGACCUGCUGACUCACCUGACCGGCAUCCUGCAGGGCCACGCCCCCCUCCGAGCCAACGGCGUGAGCCAGCUGCCCUGCGGUAUGCUGGGAAACGAGAGCGUUGGCUGGAAGAUGGACAGCGAGGUGAUGAAGAAGGGUUCUCAUCAGACUCUGAACUGCUGCAACGCUGAACUGGGUUCCGCCUACCACCAGCACCGGCGUUCUCCGCUCGCAGCCCACGCCUCCACGCAGUGACCCUGUUUAACCCCUUCCUGACCACUCGCAUCACUUCCUGUAGUGCCUGCACACGUCUAAUGACCAAAGACAUGCUGAUUUAUUUUUGUGUGUGUGUGUGUGUGUGUGUGUGUGUGUGUGUGUGUGUGUUAAGGUCGAAGAGGAAAAGAACAAAUCAACAUCCUAGCCAAGUGAUUCAGCUGCUCUGCUUUUUCAGGAACUGGACUUUGUUUACUGUUCCGUGCCUUCAGGAUGCGUGAGAAAUCAUUUUAAAGAGAGAGAGGCGGAUGAAGACGAGGGGAUUGUAUCGAUUUAGGCAAAACAGCUGCUUGAGGAGCGCACAGCCCUUUCUCCUCUUUGUGCCUAGGUUACAAGUCAGGACAGAAAAUUGUUUUCACACCUUUUCGGAAAAAAAAGUGCCUUUUUGGCAAAAACAAUAACAACGACGACGACGACGACGACGACAGCUCACAUGAUGCACCCGCUGUAACCAUGACAACACUCCCACUAGCUAGAGUCCUAGUUAGUAUAGGCUAACUAGCCAUUCAUUACUGUUGUAACAGUAAUAAUAAUAAAUAUUAGAUUUCAUUUUCAUCAUUAUUGGACCGCGGGUGAGGAGCAGGAAGCGUGUCCGAGCGCUGUAUCUGGAGACAGGAAGCUGCUUGUGCGAAUGCUGUAUAGUCAAAACUGAUGAGUAAGAGCAACUCGUCGUUCAUGUUUCUCCUCAUCACGCAGUCGACGUUUAUAAAUAAACUCAAAUGAAACACGAACCUACAAGAAAACCUCCCGCUGAUACAAACGCGUCCCUGACGACUCGGCUGCUGGUGACGUUUUAUUUAUCUUUAGUUCGUCUGAACUAGCGACGUGUAUUUAAAGAUGAAGCACGCAAACGUUACCUCACGACGCAGAUUCUCAAACUUUUCUGCCGCUUCAGCAGCUGGAGCAGGAUCUUACGUCUCAACGUGAUCUCCACAUGUUCCCCACUGUCACGGCCGAUCUCAUCAGAAUCGCCGAUUUUAGCGUGAAGCGUGUACGAGUCGACGGUUUCUGCCGCCGUCGAUUCGUACUUAUUCACAGUAGCGGUAGGGCUCGGCAUUUGAUCUGUGGACUCGACCAGUCGAACACACCCCUCUGUGGCGCGCGGCGUUAGCGCUGUUGGUUUAAGAUGUGCACUUUGCUAGCUGUUUCAUUUUCUGAGGUAAAAACGGAUAUUAAUGAAAAUUCAAAACCUUUCCGCAAACUACACGAACACGAGCGCUGUAGCCGAGAUCAGUGAGAGAUUAGCGACUCCACAGCAGCAGCGAUAUGAAUUAGCGGCUAGCAGCAGGUGAUGAUGAUGAUGAUGAUGAUGAUGAUGAUGAUGAUAAACCCCCAGUGGUAGCACCUACCUUCAGCGUGUCCUUAAAGACACACGUUAUUGAAUAAAGGAGGUGUAGGAACGCUCUUUACUUACUUUAAUAACGAUGUUUAUGUUGUGCCAAUUUUGUACGUCCUUUAAAUGAAAUGUUUUGUACUGGACUGGAUCGUUUCCUGAGUCCUGGUCCUUACUAACUGCCUGGUUCUAGUCACUCCGGUUUAAAUUAGGAUACUAGUUCGUCUACGGUUUAGGCCACGCCCACUUUGGGUUAACUCCAGAUACAGAUAUGGAUAUUGGGAGCACUUGACAGAGACAGAUCCCCUGCGUGGCACUGUGUUACACCGCUACUAUAUACAGUAUACAGAAAUACGAUUGAAAUCAACUCAUUAUGAAUUAUCUUCAUUUGCACGAAAGGUUUGGGUGAUAAUCUGUGUGUGUGUGUGUGUGUGUGUGUGUGUGUGUGUGUGUGUGUGUGUGUGGCGGUGUGUGUGUGUGGCGGUGUGGACAAUCAGAACCACCUCUCACACCCUAUCUUUAUUCUUUUAAAUAUGGCUUUAAAAAUGUAAAUAUGAAAAUGGAUAUUUUCACUGUGGGGUUUUAAACACUGGUGUAUAAUUGAGUGCGCGCGCGCGUGUGUGUGUGUGCGUGUGUGUGUGUGAUAUUUGUACAUACUGUAAACACUGUCUCUAUUUGUGUACAUGUUGUUGUGCCACAUAUAAAGAACAGAGACGACAUGAUGACGUCACGUUGUGUAGAAAUGGAAUAAAACGGGUGUGGAGAAUAAACAAGGCCAUUGUGAAGGUGUUAGUGGAC
Molecule: messenger RNA, 3609 nt
Organism: Ictalurus punctatus (channel catfish)
Lineage: Eukaryota; Metazoa; Chordata; Actinopteri; Siluriformes; Ictaluridae
Gene: itpk1a
Product: inositol-tetrakisphosphate 1-kinase a
Exons: 10
Coding region: 165-1460 (431 amino acids)
Biological process (GO): inositol trisphosphate metabolic process
Cellular component (GO): cytoplasm
Molecular function (GO): magnesium ion binding; inositol-1,3,4-trisphosphate 5-kinase activity; inositol-3,4,5,6-tetrakisphosphate 1-kinase activity
Source: RefSeq, a predicted model, not a curated record